AUGGAGUCCUCGAUCAGAGAUUUCAGCUUAUCACCCGCACCUGCCAACUAUCCUCCUCGUGUUUCUCCGCUCAAAAAUCUCAAUGCAGGAGGUGUCGUUACCGGAAACCUACAAUGGGUAAGGUUCGUUAACAAUCAUUCGAGUUUGGGGAGACGGAGUGAUGGUUAUUAUCCUGAAAUUGCCAUUUAUGGGACCGAUUAUAUCUUCAAGGAAGCAUAUGGGAAUAACUUCAAUGGCGACACUGGGAUAUCUUGUGAUCUUGGCUUUACUUUGCACAAGACUCGUAAUCUAAGCCACGGCGUCAUCCACAGUUUGCCACAUUCCCCUUUCCUCGGAUACCAUACUGGGUACGACACCAUUGAUAACGCCAACUUCGACCUCAAGCAGAGGGGCCUCAAAUAUCCCCACUAUAGUGACCACAUCACCACCCACAACCGACACCUUCGGUCUAUAAUACAAAAAUGCGACUUCAUCUAUCGAAACGUACAUAGGUGGAGGGUCUGUUUGGCAUACUGUUUCUAUAAUACGUGGGAUUGUUGCAUUUGUUCCGUUGCAACUAGGACAUACGCAUUUUACAACCAUUUAGUUCCGGAAUGUCCAGCACUUUUUAGGAAACGAAGACUUGACCAAAUUCUUCUCAAAUUAUGUAACCUCUAUUUCGAUUCAUAUUACGAGAAGGUCCUUGCCAUGUUUUGGCUGCGCAAGAACUUCGAUUUCUUGUCUUAG
This is a messenger RNA of Lindgomyces ingoldianus, 726 nucleotides long. RefSeq lists its product as uncharacterized. The transcript has 9 exons. The record is from RefSeq and is a predicted model, not a curated record. The coding region runs from base 1 to 726 and encodes 241 amino acids. NCBI's taxonomy places the organism in Eukaryota, Fungi, Ascomycota, Dothideomycetes, Pleosporales, Lindgomycetaceae.